Theileria parva strain Muguga is the source of this 1031-nucleotide messenger RNA. RefSeq lists its product as uncharacterized. The record is from RefSeq and is a predicted model, not a curated record. The coding region runs from base 1 to 945 and encodes 314 amino acids. The transcript has a single exon. NCBI's taxonomy places the organism in Eukaryota, Apicomplexa, Aconoidasida, Piroplasmida, Theileriidae.
AUGGUUAGACUUAAUAUCCUACUAUUGCUUUACGCGGGGUUUUUGUAUCACAUCAAGAGUGUAUAUUCAAACACACUAAAUAUACAAAUUAUAGCUGAUUCAGGGUUUUUUACAAUAAAAGUUUACGAAAAUGGAAUAACCAAAAUUAUGGUAUUCUCAACAGCAGAUAAACCAAUAACAGAAGUACGUCAAGGACCAAAAUCAAUUUGGGAUUCGCUUCCCGGUGAAUCUAUUAAGUGUCUUACUUACUACCAAUUUAAAGGGUCAAAUAGAAAACUUAUGACUAUAGAAAUUAAUAAUCCUGUUAAAGACGAAAUGUAUUAUCUCCAUAUACAUAAUUACAAUUAUGUAUAUGCUACCAAAGAAAUGUUUGAAUUCGAAUAUACAGAAAUGGCUAGAGUUGCCAAAUACAUGCAUGAAAAAUAUUCGAAGAGUUCGGAUAAAGUUCCAAUUCCCAAACAGAAACAACCUAAAAAACGUAAAGCCGAUACUGAUGAUACUGGGGGAUCGAAAAAGAAAACACCAGCUGUAUCUGAGAAGAUAGAGCCUGAUAUUGUUCAAGUGGAGGUGGAAUCCGAAGAGGAUGAAUCUACUGAUACAGCAUCGGAAGGCCCAAUUGAAGAUCAAAAACAAGAGAGAAAAGACUUAAUGGAGAGAAUUAAUUUUGUUGUUUCAUCAGACAGUGAUAACGAUAUUAAUGAACUAGAAGUACCUUUUGAUCCAAGCAUUAAAACAAACCCCAGUGAACCUGAAAUCACUCAGGUAGAAAUGGGAUCAGAUGAUGACGAUAGUGACUUAUUAAACGAAUCGCUAUUUGGAGAAGAUGUAGAGAAGUGGUUGGAAAGUGAACUUGAAGAUAUUGGUUUAUCGGAAAGUGAACGUGAUUCAUUAUUCGAGGAUACAACCGGUGAUGUAACUGGUGAUGAUGAAUCAUCAAACGACUAGGAACAAACGCUCCUUUGACUCUUUCUCUCAAUACCGAAAACCCAACAAUUACUUAUAAUAAUUUUUAAUGUGCACUAGAAUUGGGG